GCUUUACCCACAGAAAUCUGUGCCUGCGAAGUCUCCGUUUGCGACCUAAAACCUCACCAUUCCUUGUUUCCCGGCUAGCGUUUUGGCUGUGUUCAUCGCCGGAGAGUCGGAGUUCGUAGAAGAUGGAGAUGCCUGAGGCUAAUCAAGGCGCAGAGAUUCAUUCUAAUCAGACGAUCUACAUCAACAAUCUCAACGAGAAAGUGAAACUCGAUGAGCUGAAGAAAUCGCUGAAUGCAGUGUUCUCGCAGUUCGGUAAGAUACUGGAGGUGUUGGCGUUUAAGACACUGAAGCACAAAGGACAGGCAUGGGUGGUGUUCGAUAAAGUAGAAUCUGCAUCUAACGCUAUUGCCAAAAUGAAUGGUUUUCCCUUCUACGACAAGCCCAUGAGAAUACAAUUUGCCAAAACGAAAUCGGAUAUCAUUGCCAAGGGCGACGGUACUUUUGUUCCUCGUGAGAAAAGAAAGAGACACGAGGAGAAAGGAGGGAAAAAACGGAAAGAUCAGAAUCUUGUUCCUUCUCAGAUGAUUGCUGCCGCAGGAUAUCCAGGCGUCUAUGGUGCUGUACCUCCGCUCUCACGAGUAGCUUACCCGGGUAGUAUAAGACCAGUUGUGCCCGAGGCUCCAGCUCCGCCAAAUAAUAUCCUGUUUGUUCAGAACCUUCCCCAUGAGACAACCCCGAUGAUGCUGCAAAUGUUGUUCUCCCAAUAUGCUGGUUUUAAGGAGGUUAGGACAGUGGAAGCAAAACCGGGCAUUGCCUUUGUGGAGUUUGGAGAUGAGAUGCAGUCGACGGUGGCGAUGCAGGGACUUCAGGGUUUCAAGAUUCAGCAGAACCAAAUGCUCAUCACUUAUGCCAAGAAAUAGACAUCUUAGAUGUGUUGAAUCUCAAUGAUCUGUGAUCCAGUAUCUUUUAGUUUGGUUGAUACAUUCACAUGUAAUUGAGCUGCUGUUUCUUAGAAGUUUAGAUGGUUAUUUAUAGUUAUACACGGAUUAAUGUAGUUUAAAGCGCGAAACAAAGGCCUGUUUGGGGCAUUUCAUUGUGUCA
Messenger RNA from Tarenaya hassleriana, 1041 nucleotides. Its product is annotated as U1 small nuclear ribonucleoprotein A-like. The record is from RefSeq and is a predicted model, not a curated record. Gene Ontology annotation, biological process: mRNA splicing, via spliceosome. The transcript has 5 exons. Gene Ontology annotation, molecular function: U1 snRNA binding. Lineage: Eukaryota; Viridiplantae; Streptophyta; Magnoliopsida; Brassicales; Cleomaceae. The coding region runs from base 123 to 860 and encodes 245 amino acids. Gene Ontology annotation, cellular component: U1 snRNP.